AUGUCGACCCAAGUCCCCAAAGCCGUUUUGUACUAUUCGACUGAAGAUCCCUGGUCUGCAGUAGCUUUACUGGCACUCGAAGAAAAGGGAUACGGACGCGAUGAGCUUGAUCUCAGAGUCGUUGAUAUAGGCAAGGGAGAACAUUUCAAGCCUACUUUUCUACGCCUAAAUCCCAAAGCGACCGUCCCUACCCUAAUUGUACCGCUUCAAAAGACUUUAUCGGAAGAUGUAGAGAGUCGAUAUAAAGCCAUCACUGAUUCAGUGGCUAUUGCUGACUUCCUGGACAAAUCCCGCUCUGCACUCUCCCGCACCCAUACUACAUCCGCGUUGCCAGCCCCGGUUUUGACUCCAGCUACCAUCGCGUUCGCGUCGACAUCGCGAAUAAUCAUAAAUGAUAUCUUGCAUGGCGACGAUGCUGAUCCAACCGCCCUCAAGUACUUGGACGCCACCGACGACGCAUCUCUGUUGGCACUAUCGAAAGAGGUCCUUCCGUUACUCACGGGGCAACACUUAACGCUGUCUCAGCUGCUUUCUGAUUCGGAGGGUGGCGACGUCCAUGUCUCUGAGAAAGUCAAGGGCCUGUGGCGCCAAAGGAAGAGCGAGGUUGAUGCGUACCUGGAGAUCUUCAGUCACGCUGACAAGCCGGGUAGUGGGCUAGACCUCGAGCUGAAGCAAAAGCGGGAUGAAUAUUUCGCUAGGGCAAAGCUUGCAUGGGAGCUCAAGCUCAAGGAGUCGAUGAGCAUGUUAAGCAAGGAGAUGAUUGGACCGUAUGUACUAGGGGAUCAACUAUCAGUUGCCGACCUCCAUCUGAUGGCUUGGUUGGCCCGGAUGAUCAAACUCGCAGGUGGAUCCUUUAGCGACGACGGUAAUACUGCCAUAGCAAAGCUGGAGAAUCGCGUUGGAAACGGCUUCAAAUUGCCGCAAGAUUAUCACCUUUCGGAGCUACAGCGGCAAGAGGGCGCGAGCGCUGCCACACAAAGUAAGCUGGCUGCAUUCUGGGAUGCUGUGGGCGAGCGGGCGAGCUGGAAGAAGGUGUAUGGCAAUGGCUUGUACUAG
Molecule: messenger RNA, 1056 nt
Organism: Pleurotus ostreatus (oyster mushroom)
Lineage: Eukaryota; Fungi; Basidiomycota; Agaricomycetes; Agaricales; Pleurotaceae
Exons: 7
Coding region: 1-1056 (351 amino acids)
Source: RefSeq, a predicted model, not a curated record